This is a messenger RNA of Zygotorulaspora mrakii, 498 nucleotides long. It is a transcript of the gene ARG80, whose product is annotated as Arg80p. The transcript has a single exon. Gene Ontology annotation, biological process: positive regulation of transcription by RNA polymerase II. Lineage: Eukaryota; Fungi; Ascomycota; Saccharomycetes; Saccharomycetales; Saccharomycetaceae. Bases 1 to 498 code for a protein of 165 amino acids. The record is from RefSeq and is a predicted model, not a curated record. Gene Ontology annotation, molecular function: protein dimerization activity; RNA polymerase II cis-regulatory region sequence-specific DNA binding; DNA-binding transcription factor activity, RNA polymerase II-specific.
AUGGCAGAGUUGGGAAAGUACAACGUGGAAGACCGCGCUCAAGAAGAGCCACACGAGGAUGUGUCCAAUGAGGGUGGCCAGGAGGAAAGUGAAGAGGCCAAAAACGAGAAUGCGGGCGUGAGAAGUGGUAGUGCCACGCCGGUCGAGCGACCAUGGGACAAAGACAAGGAAAGGGAAAGAGACAGGCCUAAAAUGCCCGUCAAGUACAUCGAGAACAAGACGCGGAGGCACGUCACGUUCGCCAAGCGAAGACUGGGGAUCAUGAAGAAGGCCUACGAGCUCUCCGUUCUCACGGGCGCGAACGUUCUUCUGCUGAUCCUCUCGCGCACGGGACUGGUCUACACGUUCACGACACCGAAGCUGGAACCCAUAGUGCGGGACCUCGAGGGCAAGACCCUCAUCCGGGCGUGCCUCAGCGGUACUUCAACGGAGCCCACGCCGACCGCAAGCAUGUCCGCGGCAUCCACGCCGAACCAGCAAGUUGGGGCCAGCACGUAA